Molecule: messenger RNA, 4272 nt
Organism: Chaetomium strumarium
Lineage: Eukaryota; Fungi; Ascomycota; Sordariomycetes; Sordariales; Chaetomiaceae
Product: T-complex protein 11-domain-containing protein
Exons: 6
Coding region: 1-4272 (1423 amino acids)
Source: RefSeq, a predicted model, not a curated record
AUGAAUCCGAAUAUGGCGAUACCGGACCAUCCCAUUGGCCGCCGGACCCCGGGACCUCCAGGCCGGAGAGUCGAGAACGCAGAGGCCAUCCGGAGGCAAUACCUGUGGAACACACCGAACGGAAGCCGACCCGACUUUUCAGAGACCUAUACCGACGGAGACGCAGUCGUCAUUUCGUGGAAUGCGCUCAACAACAGCGUCUACGACCUGUGGCUCACCAGUUGGGCAGCAGACCCGGAGCCGGUAGCACUCUGCCUAGCCAGUAAGUUCCUCGCCGAGGAAAGGGCGGUGAACCUUGACCACGAUGGAAAUCUCAAACUGGUCACGUCCGAUCCGCCAACGGCAGAGUUGGCCAAUGAGACAAGAUACGUCCUCCGCUUCAAACCACCGACAAGCCAAGGCCGGUUCAUCUCGUCAGACCCAGACCUGUCGAGCCCCGGUUUCUUGCUCCUGAGAUCUUCGGCAGACUCUGCAGGAAACUCUUCGGUAAACGUACAAGGCGUACAGAGCACCUCGGCGGUCGCCACUACGACAGCAGCACCGACAAGGUCGUCUGUGGCUCCGUCGCGAAACGCAGACACAUCAGCCGCCGACCCCGACCAGGCCAAACCAGACAUGUCCUCGGCCACAGCGGCCGCACUGACGAUCGGGUUGAUAUUGGCCGUGGCGCUUCUCGUGGCGGUGGAGGUUGCGUAUCUUACGUGGCGGCGGAGGAAACGACGGCGGGGAGAGGACCAGGCCGGGAUGUCUCCCUCAAGUCGCAGGAAGUUGAGCGAGGGUGAGAAGAGCGACAGCGAACUGCUUGCCUAUGUAUACGGUGCGGAGAUGGCCACCAACGAUCCGCUGUGGCUGUCGCCGGAGUUGCCGGGCGAUUCAGACUGGGGACGGAGGCUUGUGCAUGAACUGCACGGCUCGAGUGUUAGCCUGCAGCUUAGGACAUGGCUUCCGAUUGCCGUCAUCGUGAAGUUCCCCUGCCUUCUAUUCCACUCGCUCGCCUCAUCCUCUGCCCUGCUGGCGUUUCAUAUUUCUGGUCCUUUCGAUCCCACGGACUUCGACGUCCGCUUCCCAGCAAUCCCGUUCCAAAGCUUGGCCGUUUUCAUCCGGCGCGUUUGUCGAAUAUCGAUUCCAGACUACCGCCCUGAGGUGUUCACCCCGACGCAAUCCGAUUGGAACAACCCCGCCAUACUUCUCACGAUGCGGCGCCCGUCGGUUGAUCUAACCGAGCCCGCUCGGAACCUAGACGAGUCGAAUGGACAACCAUCUGGAGAUAUGUCGGACGCUAUCUCUCUGAUGCCGCCUACCGAAGAGAUGGAACUCGUCGACAUAGACGGCGAAGGCCCUGCCAAGGUGUACACCCCACCUCCACACAUCGCCGCGCGGCUGUUCUACCGCUCGAUGAACCAGAACCGGCGCAAAGACAGCGCUGCGUCGUCCCGCCGCAACAGCAUAUCCUCUGCACAUUCACGCUCCUCGCACGGGUGCGGGCGCAGCAUAGGCCCCCAGAGCAAAUAUGUCGCCCAACAUCUCCGGCGGGCCUCGAUUCUCGAGGACCGGAAGGCCCGGCUUGCAGACCGUGCCGCGCACGCCGAAAAGGUGCGUCUGCGCGCGGCCCUCGCCAAGGCCGUGUCCAAGAGCUCGAGCGUGAGUGAGGAAAGGGCCCUUGCCGCGGCCCAGGCGCGUGAGCGCAAUCUCGCCGAGAUUGCUGCCGCGUGUGCCGAGGAAGUCAGAAGGGCCAAGGCGGUAGCCGAAAGCAUGAAGGAAAGACGCGAACAAGAGAUCCGCAAGUUGAAGCUGCAGAUGGAGGAACGUCUUGCCGAGGCCGAGAGACGGAGGGAAGAGCUUCGCAGUCGGAAUGCUGCCAGGGCCAAGGGAAGAGAGCGCGGGCAGAGUCUGGGCACUCGGAAGCCCUCGUCGGUCGAAGUCAUGCCCGAGGUGAAGGAGGCGAAGGAACAAGCGGCCAAACCCCUGACAGAGGAUACCGCUGCCUCUAGGAUACAGAGCUUCUGGAGGACCAAGAAGAGGAAGCAGACUGUUGCCGAGUUCUCUGCGCUGGGUCUGUCCCUAGACGCGGUCAGAGAGGCGUCCUUUGAUGAAGUCACCGCGCUGUUGUCUCAAGAGAGCGUCCUGACGUUGACGGCCCGCAUACUUCGCAUCUGCGGGCUCAAUGAGGGCGAACCGGGCUCCGUGGAGGAAAUGGCGUCGGUACGGUCCUUCUUGAGUGCCUUCCUCAUCCUGGGCCACCCAUCGCAAGUGCUCAGCAACAAGGGCGCGGAGGAGAUCCGAGAACAGGCCCGUUUGAGUCAGGUGCAGCCCAUUCCUAAGGACGGCCUGGCCAAUCCCCAGUCUCAAGAACUAGUAGGCAAGGCUAGGGACCUGCUAGUCUUAUUUGAGAACAUCCUUGGCCGCUUGACAGCAUUCAACAACUACACACCACCGCCGGCGCUACUGUCGGAAUUCCCUGAAGUUUAUGCUACCUUUUACAACGCAUUGAUCGCGUGGAAGGCUCGAGACUCUAGCUCUCUCGUCGACCUGAUGGUGAUGCAGUUCGUGGAGCUCGAUGCCAUUUGGGAGUCGGUCAAGGACAGCACCGACGGCUCGGUGGAUCAGGUGUACAAGGAGAGCAUCCGUGACAACCAGCUCCUCCUGUUGGUACGGAUCAAGAAGCUGGCUGGCGCGGCCAAGGGAAAGCAGUUGGUCGCGGAUGCUGUAAAGGCCGCGCGCAAGGCACGGGUGAAGAAGCCUGUGGGCGAUACGAAACCGCGUGUUGCGGACCAUGCCGUCACAGAGACAGCGAUGGGAGUUCUUGGCGUGGAAGAGAGCCAAGAUCACCCACAACAAACGCAGACUCUUACACCCCCGGCUACACCUUCGCGAAAGCUGGAACCAUUCAAAGUCAGCAUCGUGGUGCCCGCCCGGAGCAGCCUGUUGCCAGACAACCGGAUCGUUGCCCACGAGUUGGCCAUCAACAAAGAAUACCGCACUGACCCCCACGAGUACCACGAACAACAAGAGCGGUUGCUUGCUCCGCUCUUUCAGGGGAUGCGAGCGACGAUGCAUGAGCAGGAGCAGGAAGCCCACUUCUUCCUGCUCUUGCAAGUCGCUGACUUGAUCCGCGAGAAGCUCCAGCGGCUCGUCCAACCCGGCAACUCCAUGCAUAGCUUCAUUGGAGAGCUACUAGACACCGACAUUGCCCGGCGCCAAUUUACUAUGGGCAGCUUCUCAUAUGAGAAGUUCUUCCAGGCCAUGGGCUCAUUGCUCCCGAAGCUCUGUGCGCCGAUCCGGGACGGUGAGGUCAAGACGCUCGCCGAGGAGAAGCUGUCUCAGGGUAGCUAUGUGGAUCGCUUAGAGGCCCUGAACAGCUUCAUCGACGUCAUGCUCAGCGAUUAUGCAAAUUAUCUACUUCACUUGGCAGCGCCACGCCUGCUUCAGCAAGCACCAGCGUACGAGGCCAAAGCCUUUGCCGCCGAUCUUGAAGCAGGAAGACAUGACCUGUCCGCGGCCACCAAGUCAUGGCGUGCUGCACGCCAUAAGCUCCUCACGGAGACGUCUCGCAGAGAUCCGGAGGGCGUUAACCACCCAACCUCGCGCCUAACCGCGGACCGUAUCUAUGCGCAGCUCCUCGUCGACCUCUUCACACAGCUCUCUCCGGUUCCGCUGGAGGACACUCCCGAGAUGCUCCGUCUCGAUCACAAGCGACUCCUCGAGGCAGGGCGCGUCACGCGCCGCAUCAUUACCGCCGCGGCCAUCCUUCUGCAGUGCAAGAACCUCCUCAAGCGCGACGUACGCAUCCCGUGGAAGAACGAAGGGCAGCGCAUAUUUGCGGUACUCGAAAAGGGGGGCGACCAACAAGGUGAUAUGACACCCGAGGUCGCUGCCGAAGGCAUCAUUGCUGCCCUUGAAGCAGGGCGCUCCAUGCCCGCCGCCACGAAGCAGCAUCUCCGAGGCAUGGUGCACAAGUUCCUCGCCGCCAGCGCGGAAGCGGCCACGCAGCGGGACAGCGAGCUGAGGGAGCCGGUCCUCCGGCUUUUGCUCGGCCGGUUGCGCGGACACGUCCUGGCCCGACUGGCGGCUGCGUCUGCGAGCGAGAAGGUCAUGGCCACGAGCACGGCUGGCGAGAAGCUUGCGUCGCUGGGUCUCGCCGAGUUUGUGGAGAAGGUUAGGGACAUGGUGGAUAUGAUGGGGCGUGUCUCGGCUGUGGACCGAGAGGCGCAUGGCGUGUGGUGGGAUCGGGUUGCUGCGGCUGUUGAGGGCGAGGAGAAUGGAAGCUCGUAG